Molecule: messenger RNA, 783 nt
Organism: Aspergillus melleus
Lineage: Eukaryota; Fungi; Ascomycota; Eurotiomycetes; Eurotiales; Aspergillaceae
Product: FMN-binding negative transcriptional regulator
Exons: 1
Coding region: 1-783 (260 amino acids)
Source: RefSeq, a predicted model, not a curated record
AUGUUCUUCUCCAGCGCACACACAGAAUCCGACGAGGACGUUCUCCUUCAAUUCAUCAAGGAGAAUCCCCUUGGUAUGCUCAUCACGGCUAUUGACUCCUCCACCCACGACUUUCUCCAAUGCACCCACGUUCCAUUCGUUCUUGACCUCCCCAACGCCGAAGAGAAUCAACCCAACCCCCAACUACGCGCCCACAUCGCAAAGCAAAACCCCCAAGCCAAAGCCCUACUUGAGCUUGCCGACAGCGCGCCACCGAAUAUCCUCCCUCUCGAACGUGACGUCCUGGUGGUAUUCAACGGCCGCCAUGACCACUACGUGACGCCUAAAUUUUACACCGAGACGAAGCCCAACACCGCCAAAGUCGUACCCACCUGGAACUACUCCGCCGUGCAGACCUACGGAAAGCUCUCGCUCUUCUACGAUUCCAGGACCCCGGAGGCGGGUGCCUUCCUGGCGAAGCAAAUGCAUGAUCUGUCGGAACAAUGCGAACGACGGAUCAUGGGGUUCACCGGAGGGGAUCGACCGCAGCCGUGGAAGGUUGGAGAUGCUCCCGAACGGUAUAUUGAGUUGAUGCAGCGGAAUGUUGUAGGCAUUCGGAUUGAAGUCACGAAGAUCGAAGGCAAGUUCAAGAUGAGUCAGGAGAUGGGGCGCGGUGACCGGAACGGUGUGGCCAGGGGGUUUGCAAACAUGGGAGGGGAAACGGGGCAGGCGAUCUCGGCUUUAGUCCAGGAGCGAGGCGAGUUGAUUGAUAAGAAGAAGGCGCUCCAGGCUGCUUCUAAAUAG